Molecule: messenger RNA, 1757 nt
Organism: Lucilia cuprina (Australian sheep blowfly)
Lineage: Eukaryota; Metazoa; Arthropoda; Insecta; Diptera; Calliphoridae
Gene: ari-1
Product: E3 ubiquitin-protein ligase ariadne-1
Exons: 8
Coding region: 177-1688 (503 amino acids)
Biological process (GO): protein polyubiquitination; positive regulation of proteasomal ubiquitin-dependent protein catabolic process; ubiquitin-dependent protein catabolic process
Cellular component (GO): ubiquitin ligase complex; cytoplasm; nucleus
Molecular function (GO): ubiquitin conjugating enzyme binding; ubiquitin protein ligase activity; zinc ion binding
Source: RefSeq, a predicted model, not a curated record
UAUCCACAAAAUUAAACAAAUAAUAUUAAUAUAAACAAAAAACAUACAAUUUUAAAUAAAAGCUUCUUAUCUUCCUGCACUACCUCUCUGUCUCUCUCUCUCUCUCUCUUGCUGCAGCUGCUGUUUGCUGUCUUCUUCUACCUUUUUAAGUUUCUCCCUAACUAGUCUUCAUCAUUAUGGAUUCUGAUGAAGAUUCCUUUGAAAUAGAUAAUGUUGAUUCUGGUAAUGUUUCAUCCGGCGAUGAGGGUGAUGAUGAUUUUCCUAUGGAUGAUAUACCAUCAGUACACGAACGUCAAGCCGAUAAUGAUGAAUACAAUUAUGAAGUUUAUACAACAGAUGAAAUUGUUUUACAUCAACGUGAAAUAAUCGAUGAGGUUAAAAUUGUUUUAAAGCUCGCUCCAACUAUAACACGAAUGCUAUUAAAUCAUUUUAAAUGGGACAAAGAAAGACUUUUAGAAAAAUAUUUCGAUGGCAAUGUAGAGGAUUUAUUUAAACUGGCACACAUUGUAAAUCCUUUCAACAAACCAGCAAAUGCUAAUAAACAAAAGAAUUCAAAAAAUACAGCAGAAGAAUGUGAAAUUUGUUUCUCACAAUUGCCCUCAGAUUCCAUGGCUGGUUUGGAAUGCGGUCAUCGUUUCUGUUUAACCUGCUGGCGUGAAUAUUUAACAACGAAAAUCGUUACCGAAGGUCUAGGUCAAUCGAUAUCGUGUGCAGCUCAUGGCUGUGAUAUUUUAGUCGACGAUGUAACCGUAACAAAACUGGUAACAGACCCCCGGGUACGUGUUAAAUACCAACAACUCAUAACAAACUCUUUUGUCGAGUGCAAUCAAUUGUUACGCUGGUGUCCGUCCGUUGAUUGUACGUACGCAAUCAAAGUGGCCUACUAUGAAUCGCGGCCAGUUCGAUGCAAAUGUAAUCAUGAAUUUUGUUUUGCUUGCGGCGAAAACUGGCACGAUCCGGUCAAGUGUCGUUGGUUAAAGAAGUGGAUUAAGAAGUGUGACGAUGAUUCAGAGACAAGCAAUUGGAUUGCGGCCAACACCAAAGAGUGUCCCAAGUGCAAUGUAACGAUUGAAAAAGAUGGCGGCUGUAAUCAUAUGGUCUGUAAGAAUCAAAAUUGUAAACAUGAUUUCUGUUGGGUUUGUUUGGGUUCAUGGGAGCCGCAUGGUUCGUCAUGGUACAAUUGCAAUCGUUACGAUGAAGAUGAAGCCAAAGCAGCACGUCAUGCUCAAGAGAAAUUUAGAUCAUCAUUAGCAAGAUAUUUACAUUAUUAUAAUCGUUAUAUGAAUCAUAUGCAAUCUUUAAAAUUUGAAAAUAAAUUGUAUGCCUCUGUUAAACAUAAAAUGGAAGAAAUGCAACAACAUAAUAUGUCAUGGAUUGAAGUGCAAUUUUUGAAAAAGGCCGUUGAUAUUUUAUGCCAAUGCCGUCAAACACUCAUGUAUACGUAUGUUUUUGCGUAUUAUUUGAAAAAGAACAAUCAAUCAAUGAUAUUCGAAGAUAAUCAAAAAGAUUUAGAAUCUGCCACUGAAAAAUUAUCAGAAUAUUUGGAACGUGAUAUAACAUCAGAAAAUUUAGCUGAUAUUAAACAAAAAGUUCAAGAUAAAUACAGAUACUGUGAAAAAAGACGUAAAGUACUUUUAGAUCAUGUACAUGAGGGCUAUGAAAAAGAUUGGUGGGAAUAUUUAGAAUGACGAGAUAUUUCAUCAACGGCUCGUAAGCGAUGUAGUGGUAAUAAAUUCAAAAGAAAUUCAUUAUAAUUA